AAAAAGGCUCCUCGCAUGGUUUACAUACAGUCAAAGAACAAGACAGUUCCUAUCUGUAGACUUAACAAUCUAAAAAAAGCAAAAAGACACAAGAGAAAAGGAUCAGCGAGGGAAGAGCACCAGUUUCUAAAGAGCUGUUCCCAUCAUGACCAGCUGGCCCAGUUCAAGGGGCAGGAGGUGCCCGAGGGAGCUGGGCCUCUAGCAAAGUGGGUGAAACGAGCCCUGCUUCCCUGGGUGACAGCUGAGAGGGGACCUGGUGGGGCUGGGCUGUCACAGCAGAGCGAUGGCAUGAACUCUGACUCUCAGCUCUCCCACUGCUGGAAUGUAUUCAGUGGAAGACAAGGUUUGUUUCCUAGCUAUGUGUUCCAAGUGCAGCAACGAAGGAGCUUGUCGCUGCAUGAAUACUUAAGUAUGGAACUAUUAAAAGAAGCUGGCAUUUCUGUUCCAUAUGGAUUGGUUGCAAAGACACCAGAGGAAGCUUACAACAUUGCAAAAGAAAUAGGUACAAAGGACCUUGUUGUAAAGGCACAAGUUUUAGCUGGUGGUAGAGGGAAAGGAACCUUUGAAGGUGGCCUUAAAGGAGGAGUGAAAAUAGUAUUUUCUCCAGAAGAAGCAAGAGAGAUUUCCUCCAGAAUGAUUGGGAAAAAACUGUAUACAAAGCAGACAGGAGAAAAGGGCAGAAUAUGCAAUCAAGUGUUUAUCUGUGAGCGCAGAUAUCCCAGGAGAGAGUACUAUUUUGCAAUAACCAUGGAACGAUCAUUUCAGGGUCCUGUACUCAUUGGCAGUUCUCAGGGUGGUGUCAAUAUUGAAGAUGUCGCUGCAGAGAAUCCUGAUGCCAUAGCUAAGGAACCAGUUGACAUUGUAGAAGGCAUUCAAAAGGAGCAGGCCAUCAGGCUGGCCAAGAAAAUGGGGUUUCCUGCUAAUUUGGUAAACGAAGCAGCUGAUAAUAUGAUUAAGAUUUACAACCUCUUCAUUAAAUUUGAUGCUACUAUGGUAGAAAUUAACCCCAUGGUUGAAGAUUCUACAGGGAUUGUGAUGUGUAUGGACGCAAAGAUAAAUUUUGAUAGCAAUUCGGCUUAUCGUCAGCAGAAAAUAUUCGACCUGCAGGACUGGACCCAGGAAGACCAGCGAGACAGAGAUGCAGCCAAAGCAGAUCUCAAUUAUAUAGGAUUAGAUGGAAGCAUCGGAUGUCUUGUGAACGGCGCUGGUCUUGCAAUGGCCACUAUGGAUAUAAUUAAACUUCAUGGAGGCACCCCAGCAAAUUUUCUUGAUGUUGGAGGUGGUGCCACAGUGCAACAAGUAACAGAGGCCUUUAAACUGAUUACAUCAGAUAAAAAGGUGCAAGCUAUUCUGGUGAAUAUUUUUGGAGGCAUUAUGCGAUGUGAUGUGAUCUCACAGGGAAUAAUUAUGGCAGUAAAAGAUUUGGAGAUUAAAAUACCUAUUGUUGUACGGUUACAAGGUACACGAGUUGAUGAUGCUAAAGCUUUAAUAACAGCCAGCGGUCUGAAAAUACUUGCCUGCGAUGACUUGGAUGAAGCUGCUAAAAUGGUUGUGAAACUCUCUGAAAUAGUCACCUUAGCAAAGGAAGCUCAAGUGGACGUUAAGUUUCAGUUACCAAUUUGAUCAGACAUGUAAUGGUUCGUGUUCCCCAAACCCUUGUUGUGUUCAGCUUUCUAAAAUACUGUUCUAUUAUUAUUUCUUCUAUUAUGUAUGUGAAGAUUUUACUUGCUUGAUAGGCAAGCUUGUAUCACCUUCCUGUUAAUAUUCAAAGUGUUUGCUGUAAUAAAAAAAAAAGUUAAAUACUUAGUUGCAGUCUCUCCUUCAGUUACAGCUACAGGAACAGAUGCUCUUCAUAUGGGGAAAUACAACCUUGAGGCUGAAAAUGUGUGUUCCAAACAAAAAAAUAAAAAGUC
This is a messenger RNA of Podarcis muralis (Common wall lizard), 1913 nucleotides long. RefSeq names its product succinate-CoA ligase ADP-forming subunit beta (gene SUCLA2). NCBI's taxonomy places the organism in Eukaryota, Metazoa, Chordata, Lepidosauria, Squamata, Lacertidae. Gene Ontology annotation, molecular function: ATP binding; succinate-CoA ligase (ADP-forming) activity; metal ion binding. The record is from RefSeq and is a predicted model, not a curated record. Gene Ontology annotation, biological process: succinyl-CoA metabolic process; tricarboxylic acid cycle. Gene Ontology annotation, cellular component: mitochondrion; succinate-CoA ligase complex.